UCUAUGGCAGUGAGUAGGUGCUUCACGUCCAGCUCCCGGGCAUUCCAGCCGACGGCCAUACACCGUGCCCAAAGGGCCGCUGAUAUCAAAGCUCAUCCCGAAUCCAGCGUCACGCAGGAGAAGCUGCCGGACAAGGACCAUAAUCGCCAUUGGACGGAGGAGAACGCGACGCUGAGUGAAGCCGAUGUA
Cladophialophora carrionii CBS 160.54 is the source of this 189-nucleotide messenger RNA. RefSeq lists its product as uncharacterized. Lineage: Eukaryota; Fungi; Ascomycota; Eurotiomycetes; Chaetothyriales; Herpotrichiellaceae. The annotation marks the transcript as partial. The record is from RefSeq and is a predicted model, not a curated record. The transcript has a single exon.